CAUAGUCAGCCAAUGUCUACUGCAAACAUGAGUCAGUUGACUAGAUCAAGUAGCACCCCUCGGUCAUUUCAAAGGUCAAUACAUGUGUCAGACAUAAUGGAUGGAAAGAUUGUUUCCACAAGGGUGGUCAUGAUCAGAUUUGUUGAAUCAGAGGCAAGCGUUCCACUGAUCACAGGAAAAGUGAAUGUGGCCAUGGGAGACAGUGAGGAGUACAUCCUUACAGACACCGUUGGGAAUGAAAUCGUUGAGUCUGAAGGGACAACUGGGUCUUUGUACUGGAAGCCGAAUGCAAGAAAGAUCCAUGCUGUUGAGAGUUCUGCUUUCAGGCAAUGGCGUCGAAGAAGCUCAAGAAGCAGAAAUGAGGUAUCUGAAGUCCACACACUGAGCAACAAGGUGGGGGAACUGCUGGAUGCAUCCCAAGGCCUGGAAGAAGUCACCAGGAAGAUUUCUGACAUAGUGGCAGCCAGCCAUGACUUGGUAGUACCAAGGCCAGAAGUCAAACAGGCAUUUAGCUGUUUGAUCUGCAGAGAAACAAUGACUGGACCCAUGUUUUCCUCCUGCUGCCGAAGCAUCGUGGGAUGCAGGCUCUGUGUGGAGGAGUGGAGGAUAACAUCUCCCCAAUGCCUUAAGUGCAGGGAUCAGGAGCCAGUGUAUACCCAGGUUGCUGGACUGUCUGCAGCACUGGAUGCUUUAAGGGCCCUACCCUAAAGUGGACAGCAGUUCAGUCGUUUAUUGUUAAGUUUAUUGUUUAUUGUUAAGUGGUGUGUGUUCAAAUUCCAGGUUCCAUGAUAUCAUCAUACAGAAAAUAAUUGUUGUAGUUUUCUUUAGCUGUAUGACUUGUUAAUUGUUCAUCUGCAAUGUUUAAUAAAUGGAUAAUUG
Molecule: messenger RNA, 879 nt
Organism: Trematomus bernacchii (emerald rockcod)
Lineage: Eukaryota; Metazoa; Chordata; Actinopteri; Perciformes; Nototheniidae
Exons: 5
Coding region: 13-708 (231 amino acids)
Source: RefSeq, a predicted model, not a curated record